GUUUCGGGUGCGAAAGAAAAGAAAAGAAAACAACACAUGAAAAACACAAAGCAAAAACAACUUUUCGUAAAGCAACCUAAGUAAAACUGAAUUAAAUUAGCAGUGCAAUCGGUUGGACGGGGGAAAAUAGACACUACAAAUGGUGCAGCGGUCGUCAGCAGGUGCCGCUUAAAAAGAUAUCGAGCGAUUUCGUCGCGUCACAAUCACGAUUGGUGGCUGGCUGGCGAUAAGAGAAUACACUAUUACCACAUCGCGAGAGCAACAAUUGCCGGCAAAAGUUUGAUAAAAAGGGCCGUUCGUUUGGCGUGCUGCUGGUGAAAACAUCCCGCCGGAACAGAAUGGCAGAACCGAACGCGCUGCCGCCGGACGUAAAUCCCGAAAACAAUCCCGUCCCCGGCGCACCGCUCAUCAAUCCCGCCCGGCCAAGAAACAAUGUGCAGAAUCCUCUGAUAAAUGUACGCGAUCGUCUGUUUCACGCACUUUUCUUCAAGACGGCCAUCGCUUACGCGCAGACCAUACCACGACCGGUCCGGCGUGCGAUUGAGCUAAUGAUGCUGCUGAAAGCCUUGACGGCGUUUUUCAUCCUUGCCUACAUUCAUGUUCGCUUUUCGCAAACACCCACCACGUGCCUGGAGCACGUGAAAAACGAUUGGCCACGCGAUGGCAUCCUGCGUGUGGAAAUUGCAAGCCUUACCCAAAGUGAGUACGACUCGACCAAACCCAUGUCGACCGACAUUAUGGACGAGGGAGAUGUGAAUGUGCUGCGGAACACGCUCAAAAACGGAAUGAUCAGUAUCGAUCCCUCCACGACGCUACCCCACGAAGAGGAACACAAUCAAAACGGGGCGGACGCACUGCUGCAGCACAGUUACGCCAACAGUAGCCCACUACCGAGCACCGAAAAGGCACCGUACGGCCACGAACCGAUGACAUCGGGCCUAUUUUCUACCGGAGUGACCAUCAACAGUACACCGUUCCCGGGCGGUAAAGAUCUCGGUGCGAAAGAGCAAUCCGAUCCGGUGGUUAAGAAAGCAACCGAUACGAUUACAGUUGCCGUGAAGCAAAGCACGGAAGCGGAAGAUCAGCCACCGGAUAAUGUGGUGGUUUACACCAACGAAACAAUACUGAAAUCGCUCGAUUCGCUCACGUCUAUGGCCUCUGGUGGUGGGGAAGAGCUCAAGUCGGAUAUACCGGUUAUGGAAAAGCUGCGUAAUGCUGUGCUAUCAGCCGAUCAGUACAUUGUGGAAUAUUCGCUCGAGUAUGGAUUUCUGCGCCUUUCGGCUGCCACACGCCAACGGCUAAACAUUCCCGUCGCGGUCGUACGGCUCGAUCCGCACGUGAACAAGUGUUUCGGUGAUUCGUUUAGCCGGCUGAUUUUGAAACAUUUCCUCGGGUACGACGAUAUCCUGAUGGCUUCGGUAAAGGUGCUGGCCGAGCAGGAAGACAAUAAGGGCUAUCUGCGUAACGUCAUCACCGGGGAACACUUUCGCUUUGUGUCGGUUUGGUGGAUGGGUCGUGGAUCGUAUACGGCGGCGUUUUUCAUAAUGGUUCUUUUCACCAUCUCCAUUUCGAUGCUGUUGCGCUACUCCCAUCAUCAGAUCUUUGUGUUUAUAGUGGACCUGCUUCAAAUGCUGGAGUUUAACAUGCCGGUACGGUUUCCUGCCGCGCCACUGUUGACUGUAAUAUUGGCAUUAGUCGGCAUGGAAGCCAUCAUGUCGGAGUUCUUCAACGACACGACGACCGCGUUCUACAUCAUCCUGGUGGUUUGGUUCGCCGAUCAAUACGAUGCAGUUUGCUGUCAUACAAAUGUCACUAAACGUCACUGGUUGAGGUUCUUCUAUCUGUAUCACUUCUCCUUCUACGCUUAUCACUAUCGCUUCAAUGGGCAGUAUAGCAGCUUGGCGUUGGUCACUUCAUGGCUGUUCAUUCAGCAUUCGAUGAUAUACUUCUUCCACCACUACGAGCUACCCGUCAUCAUACAGCAAGCCCAGCUGCAGCAGAUCAUCAUCCAGACGCGAAAUGAGCAGGCCCGCGCUCAGCAGGGAACCUUCCAACAGCAACGACCCCAGCAGCAACAACCGCAGCAGCAGCAGCAACAGCAGCGUCCAACCAACGCCGCCCAGCAACAGCAAGCGAACCGUCGCCCAUCCCAACGGGCUCACGCACUGGCGACGACCAGUUUGCUGCGCUUGUUGCGGCGCCAAAACGACAACAACAACAACAUCGGCGACAUACUGAAUCGCUUCCCGCGCUACAGUCUGCACACGCUGAACGUGAACCACUUUCACGGGUUAAAUGCAUCGUUGCGCGACAUAGCCCGCAACUCGAUCCAGUACCUGCGAUCGAACCUGAACGUGGGCAUGGCGAUGCUGGGUGGAAAUGCGGCCGUUAAUCUGUACAACAAUAACAACAACAUGUUCGGCAUGCAGCAUCGAUUCGUGCGGGCAGCCGUAGGGUUGGUGCACAAUCGCAAUCCAACGCUGCAGGAUGCGGCGCCCGUGAAUGGGGACGGUGGUGAGCAGGAUCACGGUGAGCCACCGAUCGAUCGUCGCAGCAACUAUCAGCGUAAUUAUGAGGAAAAUAAUUUCAUUUUUCCUGAAGCAGUGCAGCAGCCGACGGAAGCAUCCCACAGUCAGCGGGAUGUGCCAUCCGUUGUUGGGGACGGCUUUGUCCCGGACGCCACGGCGGCGUCCUACCGUUCGGCGUCGAUCGACGAUGCCCAGCAAAAGACGGCCCCUUCGGUCGGCACCAUCGAGCCACUGGUGCAGGACGUCAGUGAUGCUCAUCGUGUGGUCAGCAAACAGCAGCAGCAGCAGAGUGUGAGUGCUGGGCCCUUGGAAGUGCCAGUCGCUGCCAGCGUCGAUCGAGCGCCGACCAGCGACGCCGCUAGUCAACUACCCUCGUCUAGUAGUAAUAGUCACGAUUCCGCCAGCAGUACAGGGCGGACGGAAACGUUGUUCGACCCGGAGAACACACCUCGGAGACGGCCGCAGCAACAAUCUGAACCAGCGCAACCGAUCGAAUCGUCCCUAUAAAGCCUGGUGUGCGUGUAGCCGCCUACGGACGAUUUCGAUCAUGGGCCAACGGCUGUCUCUAUGUGUGUGUCUGUGUAUGUGAUGAUGACGAUGAUGAUGUAUUUCUGUAUUGAUGUUUCAGUGUUAGGUUGGAUUUUGUGUUUCAGUCUCAAUUUUAUUUAAAUGGGUUUUUAACGCAUUCUGAAGAGGAAAACCAAACGAAAGGAUUAUUUAUAUACAACAGUUUACACACACUAAUCAACCAUGCCGUGUUUGUCGGCAGCAAAAAUGGAUGUGCAUGCAUGGUUGAGCGGGGACGUCGUGCGAUGUCCUGUAUCGUGCUUGUGAUAUGUAAAAGGGCAGGGUGACAGGUGACUACCAGCCAGAACUACUACUCCAGAACGAUGGCGUUGCAUUAACUGAACAAUAAAAAAUGACUUUUGAACGCAAACGGAACCGUGCUGGAACCGUACACUAAUCAACCACUAGAAUGAACCAAGCGAACUGACCCUGAGAUACGGUCCGCUUCACUUGCUCUAUACGAUCACGAUCAUCUGACGGGGAAAGGACUGCAGGCGUAGUGUGGCAGACGGCGGACCGGAAACGCGAGACAGGCAACAAGGCAACACACGCUACAUUACUUGUACAUAUAGAAGCGAUGAAUGUUGAAGUUUUUAUCAUACUAAAGUAUAUUAUUAUUUUGUACUCUCAGUUUCGUGGCGCAACGAAAGCGUGCGGCAAAUGAAGUGGUGCGUGGGAGGAGAGGCAAGUGCUGUGGGUUAUCCUCGCGUGGAAUGGGAUCAUUUUGGGAACGUUUAGGAACGACACAACACACACACACCAGACAGGCGAUGAUAGCCUACAAGCCGCAAUGUAGCCAACGUUAGUGUUAGAGUAGUAGCAACCCCACUGAAUGACACGUCUCGGUCUAGAGUGUGUGUCUGUGUGCGUGUGGAUGUGUGUUUGAGUCAUUUGGUGCAUAUAGUAUGGUUUAUCGGGGUUUUUACAUUGCCCUGUUUAAAUGGUCCUGUUCCCCAACUGCGAAAAAGGAUAACGACACAAAAUGCCUAAACGAGCUUCAUUUCCCCCCCUGGCUUUCAGAGUUGCCCUUUUACAGUGUUGGGUUAAACAAUUGCAGGCAAAUAAAACAAGCAAGUCAAACAAUG
Molecule: messenger RNA, 4180 nt
Organism: Anopheles stephensi (Asian malaria mosquito)
Lineage: Eukaryota; Metazoa; Arthropoda; Insecta; Diptera; Culicidae
Exons: 11
Coding region: 339-3035 (898 amino acids)
Biological process (GO): positive regulation of ERAD pathway; response to endoplasmic reticulum stress
Cellular component (GO): endoplasmic reticulum
Source: RefSeq, a predicted model, not a curated record